AUGGAUAAUGGUGAUAAGGCAGGUCGUGAAACACCGGCAGCUGGCGGGAAUGUGGGUAUCGAUGCGGGAACGGUUUUGAGACAGGAACAAAUUGACAAUGAACAUGCUGAUAUGGGGCUAGGAGGCUUGCAGGGCAGAACAGCCAGCUCUGAGGCUUUGGGAGAUAAUUCUCUGAGAAGAAACUCGUCCGUUUCUCCUAGGACUUCUGUGGGGAAGUUGUUCGAUCCAUCGAGACGUCCUGAUGUGAUUAAAAUGGAGCAUUUGAGAGUGAAGGAUUCUAUACUGACUGGGAGACCGCUGCUAUAUUUUACGUCGAUCUUUGUGUCGCUUGGAGUGUUCCUGUUCGGCUACGACCAGGGAGUAAUGUCGGGAUGCCUCACUGGACCAUACUUCAAGAAACAGUUCAACAAUCCGUCUCGAGCAGCUAUUGGUAAUAUGGUCGCUAUUUUGGAGAUCGGGGCAUUGAUCUCGUCGCUGCUAGUCGGAAGGCUAGGCGAGAAAUGGGGUCGCAGACGUACCAUCAUGUAUGGGUCAUUGAUAUUUGUCAUUGGCGGGCUGUUCCAAGGGUUUGCAGGGAAGAUGAUCCAUCUGAUCAUUGGCAGGACCAUUAGUGGGCUGGGUGUCGGCUUGCUCAGCACAAUCGUUCCCAUAUAUCAAUCAGAGAUAUCGCCGCCGCACAACAGAGGAAAAUUAGCCUGCAUAGAGUUUACGGGUAAUAUCGUUGGAUAUGCGGCAAGUGUGUGGAUUGAUUACGGUUGUUCUUUUAUCGAAGGAAAUGCUUCUUGGCGAGUUCCCUUACUUUUACAAAGUGUAAUCGGCUCUGCGCUAUUCUGCGGCACAUUUGUUAUUGUCGAGACCCCCCGUUGGCUGCUAAACCACGACCAUGACGUGGAGGGUUUGAUUGUGAUUGCUGAUCUUCAUAGCGACGGCGAUGUCCAAGAUCAGAAGGCUAGGGAGGAAUAUCAGGCAAUUAAGGAGACCGUACUCAUUUCUAGGAUGGAAGGCGAGGGGAAAUCGCACUUGCAAGUUUUCAGACGUUACAGGAGACGAAUGCUGAUUGCCAUGAGCUCCCAGAUGUUUGCUCAACUGAAUGGUAUCAAUGUGAUAUCUUACUACGCCCCCUUGGUCUUCGAACAGGCGGGCUGGGUUGGCAGGGAAGCGAUUUUGAUGACUGGGAUCAAUGGCUUGAUUUAUGUGUUGUCCACACUACCACCAUGGACGCUGGUCGAUAAAUGGGGUAGAAAGCCGAUCUUGUUGACUGGCGGUUUCUUCAUGGGGUGUGCGCUUGUAUCGAUUUCAAUGUCUCUCUUGGCCAAUAUCGCAGCGACACCAAGGCUCGUUGUUGCAUUUGUGAUUAUAUUCAACGCCUUCUUUGGGUUCAGUUGGGGCCCAAUUCCCUGGCUAUAUCCAGUUGAGAUCGCUCCAUUAUCUGCCCGUUCGGCAAUGGCAUCUUCAUCAACCGCGACAAACUGGCUGUGUAACUGGCUUGUCGGUAUCAUGACACCAGUAUUGCAGGAAAAGAUAUCCUGGAGACUGUACUUGAUUCACGCUACUUCCUGUUUCACAUCCUUUGCGGUCGUUUUCAAACUCUACCCAGAGACCGCAGGUUUACGUUUAGAGGAUAUGGAUUCUGUGUUUGACGACAGAUCGUCCAGCUUCAGCUUUUCAAGGUCAUCGGAUAUAAAUACUGGCAGUUUUGCCAUGGAUAUCGAUGCCUUGUCGACCAAAAGCACCGGUCCAGUCCCCGAUAGACUGCCGCCAGCGGUGCCCAUUGCAGCCGGCGCGGGGCCCUUGAGCUGGAGCAAUCAAAGUAUCCAAUCUCGGACUCCCGCUGCCAAUGUAUUCCCACUUGGGUCGCUCGAGCCACCUUCCAUUGGACAGGUACUAGAGUUUAAAGCUGAGCAAAGUAACAAAGGAAUUAAAACUGCUUUCAGACGCGGAUCGGAGAGUCUAUCCUUGCUUGUCAGCAGAAUUGUCAAUCUUGGAGGUAGAGGGAACAAUGACACUGGAGCUUACGGGACAUUGUCUACUAAUGAUAUCGAAUUUAGUAGCUAG
Molecule: messenger RNA, 2055 nt
Organism: Torulaspora globosa
Lineage: Eukaryota; Fungi; Ascomycota; Saccharomycetes; Saccharomycetales; Saccharomycetaceae
Exons: 1
Coding region: 1-2055 (684 amino acids)
Biological process (GO): carbohydrate transport; transmembrane transport
Cellular component (GO): membrane
Molecular function (GO): carbohydrate:proton symporter activity
Source: RefSeq, a predicted model, not a curated record